Molecule: messenger RNA, 723 nt
Organism: Miniopterus natalensis
Lineage: Eukaryota; Metazoa; Chordata; Mammalia; Chiroptera; Miniopteridae
Gene: H1-1
Product: H1.1 linker histone, cluster member
Biological process (GO): nucleosome assembly
Cellular component (GO): nucleosome
Molecular function (GO): structural constituent of chromatin; DNA binding
Source: RefSeq, a predicted model, not a curated record
CAGUUGGCUAGAUCGAUUCCUGCUCUCGCCAUGUCCGAGACCGCGCCACCCGCUCCGGCUCCCUCCGCGGCCCCCGAGAAGCCUUCAGCCGGCAAGAAGGCGAAGAAGCCGGCGAAGGCCGCGGCGGCCGCCAAGAAGAAGCCGGCGGGCCCGUCGGUGUCCGAGCUGCUGGUGCAGGCGGUGUCCUCCUCCAAGGAGCGCAGCGGCGUGUCGCUGGCCGCGCUCAAGAAGGCGCUGGCGGCCGCGGGCUACGACGUGGAGAAGAACAACAGCCGCAUCAAGCUGGGCCUCAGGAGCCUGGUGAGCAAGGGCACCCUGGUGCAGACCAAGGGCACCGGCGCCUCGGGCUCCUUCAAGCUCAACAAGAAGGCGGCCUCCGGCGACGCCAAGCCCAGCACCGCGAAGGUGGCGAAGCCCAAGGCAACGGGCGCUUCUAAAAAACCUAAGAAGGCCACCGGUGCUGCCGCUAAAAAAGCUGUCAAGACUCCAAAGAAGGUCAAGAAGCCGGUGACCAAGAAGGCCUCCAAGAGCCCCAAGAAGCCGAAGGCUGUGAAGCCCAAGAAAGUAGCCAAGAGCCCGGCCAAAGCCAAGGCGGUGAAGCCCAAGGCGGCCAAGGCGAAGGUGACCAAGCCGAAGACGGCGGCCAAGCCCAAGAAGGCAGCGCCCAAGAAGAAGUAGUUCCUGUUGGAACUUCGUUCCAAUAACCCAACGGCUCUUUUAAGA